UUUUCUUUGUACACGGAAGACACCGGAGAAAUCAGCGGAGGACAGGGAGAGCGUCUCAGAAGUGCCUCUCCUCCAUCCAUGGUGGGUCUUGAGCAAUGCACCAGGGAAGAUGGGCCAAGCUCUGUGUAUCUGCUCACGCAGUGCUAUCACCAUUGACAACAAGAGAUACUACUUCAUCCAAAAACUAGAAGAAGGAGGUUUCAGUUAUGUGGAUCUGGUAGAAGGUGCACACGACGGCCGCUUCUACGCUCUAAAGCGAAUCCUUUGCCAUGACCGCGAGGGCCGCAAGGAGGCUCAGACCGAGGUGGAGAUGCACCGCCUUUUCAACCACCCCAACGUCCUCAGCCUGACCGCACACACCUUCAUGGAGCGUGGCGGCAAGUGUGAGGCCUGGCUGUUGCUCCCGUACAUUAGUAAGGGAAGUCUGUGGUCUGUUCUUGAAAAGUUGCGGGAUAAGGGGAGCUCUAUGCCCGAGAGCCGCAUACUGCACAUUCUGCAUGGCAUCUGCGAAGGCCUCAAAGCAAUUCAUGACAAAGGCUAUGCACACAGAGACUUGAAACCCACCAACGUUUUACUGGAUGAGAACGAUCGCCCUUUAUUAAUGGAUUUGGGCUCCAUGAACAAGGCCAGGAUUGAAGUUCGAGGGUCACGGGAGGCCAUGACAGUCCAGGAUUGGGCCGCUCAGAGGUGCACCAUCUCCUACAGAGCACCAGAGCUCUUUAAUGUGGAGAGUCACUGUAUCAUUGAUGAGAGAACAGAUAUUUGGUCUCUAGGUUGUGUGUUGUACUGUAUGAUGAUGCUGGAGGGACCGUAUGACUUGAUAUUUCAGAAGGGUGACAGCGUGGCUCUCGCUGUCCAGAAUCCAGUCUCCAUUCCACAGCCAUGCAGUUAUUCUCAAGGUCUUCAAACCCUCCUCAGCUCCACUAUGGUGACCAAUCCUCAGGAACGGCCCAGAAUCAGCUGGGUCCUUGACCAGGUCCAGAACCUUCGGGACUCAAACGGUACAGACGUAGAUACCAACAGAGUAUGAUGCUUCAGCUGAGAUUUCACAUCUGUUUUCCAGUGGACUCUGGACGUUAUGGACUAUGCACUCUCACUUUCGGACAAAAACAACCCAGUGAACUCACAAGCCUUGCAAACAUUUGCUCUGUCUUACCUCAGUGAGCUCGGCACGCCAUGGUUACACACUCAAACACGAUCACACUAGCCUUCGCAACAAUGUCUCGUAUUUCACCCUGAAAUCCACUGAGCAAUGAAAUUUUCCUAUGGUUUUGGGGUAAAAUAUGAACAGGGCAUGCUCCUGACUUAGCGGGAUUCACUGUUAUGGCACACAAACCACACAAUAAGGGCAAUGCAUUAUCACAGGCACCAGUUACGUAUCAGCAAACCAGUUGUUGUCAGAUUGUAAUUUGGCUUAUGUGUCUUUUCUUCCAGAUUUCUUAGCUUGUGCAUUUUAAGGAACCAAAAGAAAUAUAUAUUUAUGAGGGUUUUGAUUGAAUUUUUAGUUGUUUAAAAUGUAAUUGACAUUAGUUAAGGUAUUUAAAUAACAGUUCUGCUGAUAAAGCAAGACAUCUAAGGUCUUUUGUGGGAAUUAUGGUCUUUGUGUUGCAAAGGCCCAAAGAUAAAGCUGUGUUACUGCCAUUGGACUUCAUUUGUGAAACUAAAUCAUCUGCAGUCUUAUGUAUGUUGUAGCAUUGGAAAAAAUAGUUCUGCCCAUGUUUAAUGAAGGAAAAUGUCUAGGAAAUUAAAGAAUAAGUCAUUUUAAGCAGUUUGUUUGGCUGUAGCGCUCAGCUUUUAUCAGCAAGUGGUGUUUGUUUUGCUAUACGCUCAGUAUUUCUUUCAGACUGUAUAGAGGAUGUAUAACAAAUGGUUAUGCCUGUGAAAACUUGUUAAUGCUAGUUCACAUUACUUCGCAAAAAGAAUGCGUCCACUUUUCUUUUUUAAAUGGUACAGAUUUGCGUAGUUUAGUAUAAGUUUCUUUAAUCGCUUACAGUAUUAGGGUAUUCUUUAAAGGAACCUUGUAAACAUAUUUUCAGUGUAUUUAAGUAUGCAUUUUAAUUGAGGAAGAAAUCCACUAGAGAUCAUUUUUGCAUUCAGUUGCACUACCAGUCAAAAGGUUUUGGAUGUUUUUUAAAGAAGCCUUUUCUGCUCACCAAGCCUGUUUUUAUUUAAUCCAAAGUGCAGCAAAAACCGUACAAUUUUGAAAUAAUGUUACUAUUUAAAUUAACUGUUUUUAUUUAAAUAUAUUUGAAAAUGUAAUUUAUUCCUGUUUUUUUCAGAUUUCUUUGUUGAAUAGAUAGUUCAGAAGAGCAACGUUUAUCUGAAAUAUAAAACUUUGUAACAUUAUAAAUGUUUAUCACAGUUUUGAUUGAUUUGAAGCAUCCUUGCUAAAUAAAAGUAUUAACUUCUAUCAUUUCUUUCCCCAAAAAAUUAUACAGACUCCAAGCUUUUGAAUGGUUUAGAGUUAAAUAUUACAAAAAUUUUUGGAUCUAUCUAUUCAUAAAAAAAAUCCUGAAAAAAAUGUACUCAACUGUUUUACAUAUGGAUAAUAAUAAUAAUAAUAAUAAUAAUAAUAAAUGUUUCUUAAACCGCAAAUCAGCAUAUUAUAAUGAUUUCUGAAGAUCGUGACACUGAAGGCUAGAGUAAUGAUGCUGAAAAUUGACAGGAAUAAAUUACAUUUUAAAAAAUAUUCAAAUAGAAAACAGUUAUUUUAAAUAGUAAAAAUAUUUCAAAGUUUUACUGUUUUUGCUGUACUUUGGAUUAAAUAAAUGCAGGCUUGGUGAGCAGAAGAGACUUCUUAUUGUUCAAAAACUUUUGACUGGUAGUAUAUUUGUUUAUGACGUCUGAUAAGGCUUGGUUAAUAAGGAUGAAUCUCACAAAAUAAUGUCUAGGUCAUAUUUUAUCCCAAAUAUUAGCAAAAAAAUACUAAA
Molecule: messenger RNA, 2930 nt
Organism: Labeo rohita (rohu)
Lineage: Eukaryota; Metazoa; Chordata; Actinopteri; Cypriniformes; Cyprinidae
Gene: stk16
Product: serine/threonine kinase 16
Exons: 8
Coding region: 110-1030 (306 amino acids)
Biological process (GO): protein phosphorylation
Cellular component (GO): Golgi apparatus; cytoplasm
Molecular function (GO): protein serine/threonine kinase activity; ATP binding
Source: RefSeq, a predicted model, not a curated record